Lolium rigidum is the source of this 744-nucleotide messenger RNA. RefSeq names its product RPM1-interacting protein 4-like. The transcript is spliced from 4 exons. The record is from RefSeq and is a predicted model, not a curated record. Bases 1 to 744 code for a protein of 247 amino acids. NCBI's taxonomy places the organism in Eukaryota, Viridiplantae, Streptophyta, Magnoliopsida, Poales, Poaceae.
AUGGUAGAAUUUCAUAACCGGGCCAGCGUGCCCAAGUUCGGCACCUGGGACACCGACAAUGUGGGGUACACCGUCUACUUCGAAAAGGUUCGCGAGAACAAGGGCGCCACCGCGCCGCCGCUCCAGCGCCCCUACAACCCCAACGACCCCGAGGAGGACGCGCCGCCGCGGCUGAUCACCCCGGCUGCCUCCAACCGCGCGGGGCUGCAGCAGCAGCACCGCCGGGUCGGGAGCAACAGCAGCGUGGCGUCCGACCCGGGCGGCCACCGCGGCGGCCAUCAGAGCAAGUUCGCGCCGCCGCCGCAGUACCACCAGCGGCCGCAUCCAAGCCCUCUGCAACAGCCCUCGAACGGGCAGCAUGGCGGCGACCACGGCCACCACCAGCGCCCGGCCGGGCACCACAAGCCGCACGACGCGAGGCACCACCAGCAGCAGCAGCCUGGGACGCGGGCGCGGUCCGCCUCACCGUCGCCGCACCACGUCGCGCAGGGGGGACGGCAGAGGCCGGUGGCGGUGCCCAAGUUCGGGGUGUGGGACGAGCAGAGCGCGGCGGCGCAGGGGUUCACGGUGCAGUUCGAGAGGGUGAAGCGGGACCGGGAGGUGGCCCGCGGCGCGCCACCCGGCGUCCCGCGCCGCCGCAUGCCGUCGCCGGAGACCUACGCGAACGCCAGGCGCUCCCAGACCCGGCACACCCCCUUCUACUCAAAGAUGUUCGGGUGCUUCCUGCCUCACACCAGAGACUGA